CAUAGCGCCUCAAAACGCGGAAGUGCCGUCGACCCGUCCGUAGUGGAAGUGUGGCUGUAGAAAAUGCGGUGUUGGUGUGUGUGAGCGAGACAUGGUGCCGGAACAUGGGAAGCAGCAGAAACGCCCGUCGCAGCCGACUCCUAGCGAGAGCGACACGGACGGAUCGUUCGUGUUUGAGGCCAAAGAGGCCUGGAAGGAUUUCCAUAACUCCCUCAGACAGUUUUACGAGAACGGAGAGCUGUGUGACGUCACCUUGAAGGUUGGGAACAGAUUGAUACCAUGUCACAAACUGGUUCUGGCCUGUGUGGUGCCGUACUUUCGUGCCAUGUUCCUCUCAGACAUGGCUGAGGCCAAACAGGAUUUGAUUGAGAUUCGAGACUUCGAUGCCGAUGCCAUCCAGGACCUGGUGCGCUUCGCGUACUCCUCCCGCCUGACGCUGACGGUGGAUAACGUCCAGCCGCUGCUGUAUGCUGCGUGUAUUCUGCAGGUGGAGCUGAUCGCUCGGGCCUGCUGCGAAUACAUGAAAGCUCACUUCCACCCCUCCAACUGUCUGGCCGUCCGCACCUUCGCAGAGAGUCACAACAGGGUGGACCUGAUGGACAUGGCCGACCGCUAUGCCUGUGAGCAUUUCAGCGAAGUGGUGGAGUGUGAGGAUUUCAUCUGCGUCUCGCCUCAGCACCUCAAAACGCUGCUGGCCUCCAGCGACCUGAACAUUCAGUCCGAGACUCAGGUCUACAACGCCGCCGUUAAAUGGCUCAAAGCUAAUCUGAAACACCAUGACGUCUGGCUGGAUCAGAUCAUGUCUCAGGUGCGUCUUCCUCUGCUGCCAGUGGAUUUCCUCACAGCCACUGUUGCCAAGGAGGAGAUGAUCAAGGCCAAUUUGAACUGCAGGGACCUUUUGGAUGAAGCUCGGAAUUAUCAUUUGCACCUUAGUAACAAAAGCGUUCCUGACUUUGAGUAUUCGAUCCGUACGACUCCACGCAAGCACACCGCAGGUGUGUUGUUCUGCGUCGGAGGACGGGGCGGCUCCGGUGACCCGUUCCGCAGUAUCGAGUGUUACUCCAUCAGUAAAAACAGCUGGUUCUUCGGGCCUGAAAUGAACAGCAGACGCAGACAUGUGGGAGUGAUUUCAGUAGCAGGGAAAGUUUAUGCUGUUGGAGGCCAUGAUGGCAACGAGCACCUCGGGAACAUGGAGAUGUUUGAUCCACAUACCAACAAAUGGAUGAUGAAAGCCUCCAUGAACACAAAACGGAGGGGGAUUGCUCUGGCGGCUCUCGGCGGACCCAUCUACGCUAUCGGCGGCCUCGACGAUAACUCCUGCUUCAGUGACGUGGAGCGUUACGACAUCGAGUCUGAUCGUUGGAGCGCCGUGGCCCCGAUGAACACACCCAGGGGAGGCGUGGGGUCUGUGGCGCUCGGGGGCUAUGUGUAUGCGGUCGGAGGAAAUGAUGGCGUGGCAUCUCUGUCCAGCGUGGAGCGUUUCGAUCCUCACCUGAACAAAUGGACAGAUGUGCGAGAGAUGGGCCAGCGGCGUGCUGGGAACGGUGUGAGCGAACUCAACGGAUGCCUCUAUGUUGUUGGCGGGUUUGACGACAAUUCUCCGCUGAGCUCAGUGGAGCGUUUCGACCCCAGGACCAAUCACUGGGAGUAUAUGGCGGAGUUGACCACUCCCAGGGGCGGAGUUGGCGUUGCCACAGUGAUGGGGCGUGUCUUUGCCGUGGGGGGACACAAUGGAAACAUCUACCUGAACACGGUGGAGGCCUUCGAGCCCCGGAUGAACAGAUGGGAGCUGGUGGGCUCUGUGUCUCACUGUCGGGCCGGGGCCGGAGUCGCCGUCUGUUCCACUCACAUCAGUCAGAUUCGAGAUGUCGGCCAGGGCUCCAGUAAUGUGGCUGACUGUAUGUAGUCACAUCGUCAUCCUUUGACGCACUACAACACUAAUGCUUCUGCCUGAAUGCACUCCGUUUGUUUUUUUUUUAAAUUUUUUUCUAAUGUUCACGCGAUCACUGUAUCUGGUGUUUUUUGCUGCUUGAACUGCUGAAAGUAAUUUCUCCAAAAGACGAUAAGAAAUCAUCAGUAAACCAGACUACAGCGUUCAGAAGCAGAAGUUCGUUCCUCUAAAUAUCCAUGACAUGAGCUCAGUGAAGCGUUCGAAAGGCAGAAUGACAUCUGAUACUUGGUUAAAAAUCACAGUUUUGUGACUUCAGGGUGCAAAGAACGGUCAAAAGAGAUUGUUCUGUAGCCGGGUGUUUUGCGUUCGUACAAUCACAGACGCGAUCAGGACAAAACGAGAGAUUCACGGGAUGGCAUUUCUGUCGUGUGUCUUAAUGGAACCCUGCAUAAAGUCUGUAUAACGAUUAGAUUCGGUUCCAGCUUUAGGUUUGUGCAGACGAAUCUAGAGCAAUGAUGUGUGAUAAAGGAUUGUGCUUCUGUUCUGCUUUUCACUGCCAAACAUGAACAGCCACCCGAGAGAAGCUCAGAAAGGCUUUAUGUUGCUUUGGUCUAUUACAAAUGUAAAGCUUUUCUGGAUUGCUUUAUUGUGUUCACCUUGUUUUACAUGAUUUCGAUAAUAAAUAUUAAAAAAGUUUGCAUUUUUAAACCGAUGUGUUGUACCAUGAGGGAAUGCAUUGAGAUCUUUGAGUCUGGUGCGUUUUCUUUUUCCAGUGUGACUUGAGUCUUGAAUAGAAAAUAACGUCUGAAUUCUAAAAAUGAAAUAUUUAUUUUAUGUAAUGCAUCUUUUUUUUUUUUUAAGAAGAAUUGAAAAACAAUUCAUAUUGUUGCUUGUAUACAGCAAUUAUUGUUUGGACUCUAGUGAAAUAAGAUGAUAUUUGAGAACUGUCGUUGAAAUUUGUGUUUUACAUUAUUGUUAAGGUUGCAUUCAGUGAUGUGAAACAAAAAUAAAUAUAUUCAUGGAGCGAUUUAUUUAAUAUUUGUGUAACUUUAUUCUGUCCACAGAUACUUGGGUAUCGACUGUAGUUGCUGAUUUAAAUGCAGUGUGUUUGAUAGAAGUGACUCUUGGCUUAUUUACCUAUGUGUAUAUAUUACUGUUUGGCUUAAUAGUUGUGCUUUUUUUUUUCUUCUUGUUUCAAUUGUCACAAAAUUAAAAAAAAAACUUUUCUGUGUUUUGAAACCAUGGUUUUUGAAGACGUAUAGAUUAGUAAUACAUUUCAUGCCAUAUGUUUGAAUGUGAAUAUAAUAUUGCAACAAUCCGUUGCGCCAGUAAACAGAUUAUCUAACAUCAACCCACGUGAGCGGUUUAAUGAACGGCGUUGUGUAAUUUAUAUUUUAGUUUUGUAUUUGCUGCAUUUUUAUAGUUUACCGUCCAUUUCGUCGCUAUAAAAUGGUUAAAAAGUAACACGCACGUAAAAGAUCUUAUUCAAAAUAUAUUGUCCUAAAAUAUGUGCUGUCAUAAGGGUUCUGCGACAAGCUUUUUGAACUUUGAAAUUUGAAUAAAAUUAGAAUCACAAAAGAAACAAUCAACAAAUGUGUGCAGAGAAACUUUUGUUGCUGUUAUUUUACACCUGCGUCUAGUUCUGUGUUUAGCAUGGACACAUUGACUUCUGCACUUCAUGUUAGUGUUUAAGUAAAUCUGCUUAAAUCAGUUAAAAAAUGUUUCUGACUUGCUUAGAGAGCAUUUUUGAUAACUUUAUCAACUUGAUUGCACCGAAACUAUUUGAAAUAAAUUGGUUUGGAUGCAACGUUAAACUGACUUUUUAUUGUUCUUUUGCAUUAUUUUAACACUAUUUCGCUGUUUUAACACAAUACACACUCUGUAUUGUAAAAAAAUAAAUAAAAGGUGACAAGAGAACAAA
This is a messenger RNA of Puntigrus tetrazona (Sumatra barb), 3812 nucleotides long. RefSeq names its product kelch-like family member 8 (gene klhl8). Gene Ontology annotation, molecular function: protein binding. The record is from RefSeq and is a predicted model, not a curated record. Lineage: Eukaryota; Metazoa; Chordata; Actinopteri; Cypriniformes; Cyprinidae. The coding region runs from base 92 to 1906 and encodes 604 amino acids. The transcript is spliced from 10 exons.